CAUUAAUAUCUCAGUGUCUGCUUUGCCACUUAAAGGAAAAAUCUUUGCUGUUGAGAUGUGGGGGAUAAGACUUAUCAUUUUCAUGAUGUCUUUGGCCCCCACCUAUCAACAGUUCCCUCGCCUUUGCACAACCGAAGACUCUCUACGGACCAAGGAGUGCUGCCCAGCCUGGGAGGGGGAUGGCUCGGCUUGUGGUGCCUGGUCGGGCAGGGGCUCCUGUGAGGAUGUGGAGAUCUCAGAGCAGCCCGACGGACCGCAGUACCCCUUCUCGGGGCUAGACGAUCGAGAGAAGUGGCCUUUGGUUUUCUACAACCGGACUUGUCAGUGUGCAGGGAACUUUAUGGGGUUUAACUGUGGGGACUGCAGGUUUGGCUACUUUGGGGAAAACUGCGACGAAAGAAGAGAGUCUCUCAGGAGGAACAUAUUCCAUCUGACCAGGGCUGAGAGAAACAGACUUAUUUCUUACCUGAACCUAGCCAAGCAGACAGUCAGCAGAGACUAUGUUGUUGCAACGGGGACCUACACGGAGAUGGUGAAUGGCUCCAAUCCGAUGUUUGCUGAUGUAUCUGUGUAUGAUGUGUUUGUCUGGAUGCAUUACUAUGUGUCCCGCAAUGCACAGUUAGGCGGGCCAGGGAAUGUCUGGAGAGAUGUGGACUUUGCACACUGGGCCCCUGCAUUUCCACCGUGGCACCGUGUUUACUUGCUACACUGGGAACAUGAGAUCAGAAAGCUGACUGGAGAUGUGAAUUUCUCCAUUCCCUACUGGGAUUGGAGGGAUGCCCAGGGCUGUGAUGUGUGCACUGAUGAGCUGAUGGGAGCCCAGAGCCCCCAGGACCCCAGUCUUAUUAGGUCAAGCUCGGUCUUCUCCUCUUGGAAGGUGCUGUGCUCCCAGGCUGAGGAGUACAAUAAUAGGGGUGUUCUGUGCAAUGCCAGGAAUGAAGGCCCUCUGCGCCGUAACCCUGGAAAUCACAAUCGAAGUCUAGUAGAAAGAUUACCAACUUCUGCAGAGGUGGAGUUCACUCUCAGUCUCCCCAACUACGACACUGGAGCAAUGGACCGCACUGCCAACAUGAGCUUCAGGAACACCCUGGAAGGAUUCGGGGACCCUCAGACUGGGUUAGGAAGCAGUUCUCGUAUGGGUAUGCACGCUGCACUGCAUGUGUUCAUGAAUGGAUCUAUGUCUUCCGUGCAGGGCUCUGCAAAUGAUCCCAUAUUUCUUCUUCACCAUGCAUUUGUUGACAGUAUCUAUGAACAAUGGCUCAGGAGACACAGACCAUCUCCAUCCCAGUAUCCAGAGUCUAAUGCUCCCAUAGGGCACAAUGGUGAUUACCACAUGGCUCCAUUCAUACCCCUGCACAGAAACAAAGAGUACUUUAUUUCCAGCAAGGAUUUUGGAUAUGAGUACUCCUAUUUGUUAGAUCCCAACCAAAGGCUUGCAGAAUCCAUGCGCCCCUACCUGGACGAGUUGAAGGAUGUGUGGCCUUGGUUGAUGCUUGCAGGGAUCUGUGGAGCGCUUCUGACUGUGACCAUAGCUGUUAUUUUCCUACUCACUAAACAUCAAUGCAAAGCCUGGCCUCGCAGGAGGAGUUGGAAAAAUGUCUUCGCCCUACCAGAAAAACAACCACUUAUCUGCAGCAAUGAAACAGAAACCAACCACCAUAACUACCAAACAAUGUGAUCAUUUGUUGCAAAAAAUACGACUAUCAUUUAUGUUUAUAUCUACGCAUCUAAAGUAUCUAAACAUGUUUGUUGCAUGUUUUUAUAUAGAAAAAAUUAUGUUUAAAGUGGAUCUCAAUAAAUUGGAUCACAUUCUUCCCAAACACUAGGGGACGCACCAGAUGCUUUUAAGUCAUGUUCUGUGAUUAAGGUUAUUCUUCAGUUUUAGCUGUUAUCUUGAAAACAAUGUGCUGAACAACUUCUUAUUUGUGAUCUUAAGCUUUUGUCUUAAAAAAGUUCUCUCUUCAAAUAUAUUAUGUAAAUUCAGCCUUAGGUUCAUAAUAACUGAUAGAAACUAACCCUAACCUUAACUUAUUUUAUAUGGGGAACAUUACAAAUAUGGCAUAAAGUUAUGCAAGAGCAUACUAUUCUGUGUCUGUUGGAUGUACCUCAAAACAUACGGUAUUCUUUAAGCUAAUAUUACAUAUAUUCCUUAUCAAAACAGAACAUGCAAAAAGGAAAAACUGUAAGGAUCAGGAAGCUAAAUAAAAGACAACUUGAAAUUGAGAGAAUGUAGUAUUGCUAAAUGAACAGUAAAAGCCUGGCUGGAGUAAAUUGGAUUUACAUAGAGAAAAGCCUAAUGUAAACCACCAUUUAAAAAGAACAAAGCAAGAUAACAGAGCCCUAAAGUGGAGAGUUGCAGACUUUGGAUGAAACCACUCUGCAGUGAUCAACAUUAUUUUGCAUUAGACAAGGAAAGGAUGCCAGAAUGUUGGUUUUGUGCAGAUUGCCUUAAAAAAAGGAAAUUCCCAGAGUCACUAAUGAUUGCAUUGGGUUCCAUGUCAAGAAAGAAAACAUAAAUAGGAGAGCACUCAGAAGUAGGUUUGAUGACAGUGUUUUUCAGCAUGAUCUAUUACUCUGCAAAGCAACAUGGGCUUUAACUUUUAGGACCCUAGUUGAUGAGUGGAGUUGGGGUUCUGCAUGUUGUUCAUGUGUCCCUAAUCCAACACAACUGAAUCCAUGGAUGAAUUGCCUUCUCAUUCUCUUAUCAUGGUCUGCAGAGGCCUCAUAAUGAACCAUGCACUAUCCUGCUGGGAGGAGCCAUCAGUAGAUGGAUACACUGGGGUCAUAAAGGAAUGGACAUGGUCAGAAACAAUAUUCAGGUAAGCGGAGACAUUUACACAAUGCUCAGAUGUUAGUAAGGGAGCCAGAUUGUAUCAAGAAAACAAGUCCUGAUGGAUCCAUGCUUCCAUAUUUACACCAAAUCUGUUAUUUAUUUUUUGUUCAUGAUCACUGUGGUCCUCAGCUGCUGUAACCCAUGUGCUUCAAAGUUUUUCAAUGUUGUUCAUUUCCCAAAAUCAGAGAAGACCCAAUCAUCAAACAACCCAAAAUUACAGAAAUGAGGCUGAAGCAGUGUUUGUUUCAUCUAUUUACAGAACAAAGAAAAUUUAUAUUAUUUUUUAUAUAUGUACAAUUUACAGUCCCCAUUAAACAUUGAUUUUCCAUAAAACAAAAUUUUAGGUGUGGCGGUGAUGCAGGGAUAAAGCGGGCAACCCAUUUAUGGAGGCUACAGUCCUUGACACAGCUGUCACGGGUUUGACUCCGAAUUGACCUUUGCUGCAUGUCUUCCCCUCUCUCUCUCCAGCCCAUUUCCUGUCAGUGAAAUUACAAUAUAAAAGCCACUAGAGCCACAAAAUAAUAAUAAUUUAAAAAAAAAAACUAUAAAAUUUUUACAUCACUUUCUUAGGAAUAAGGUUUGACAAGUUGUCUGUUCAAAAGUGCUAUUCUGCAUCUCUUGGUAGUUUCUAAAAUACGACCAGCUCAUCUGGCAACAAAACCCAUAUCACAUUCCAAGUCACUUAAAUCCCUUUCCUUCCCCAUUCUGAUGCUUGGUUUGAACUUCAGCAAGUAAUUGUCACUACAUCUUGAUGCCUAAAGGUACUGAGCUGGUGCGAUGUAAUUGGCUGAUUGUCUACUUACUGUAACAAGCAGUUAAACGGGUGUACUUCAUAAAUUGGCAACUGAGUGUAUAUAUGAUGUGGUCAAUGUCUGAUUCCAAGCCCGAGGCAGUAAUAAAAUCAAUGGACACUGCGACAGUUAAUCGGCCAGCUGGUUACCAUGGAGACUGCAUACGGGCUGGAGAAGAAACAUUGCAGACCUAGGAGCCACAUUGAUUUCUCAGGGACAGGACCUGGUGCUGGUGUCAACUGCUCAUAUCUGCCGAUGCCCUUUCAAGUGAUAUUUGAAGUACUAAGAGUACUUAAUAUUUUUUUUUUAUCUGACCUUUAUUCAUACAGGAUAAAUCUUAAACUUAAUUCUCAUUUUCACGAGACAUAUUCCAACAUUAUAUGAAGUCAUAAAAGAUACAUACAGAACAGUACAAGUGCAUGAUAAAAUAGUGUCAUAAUUAAGAACUGAAGCAGGAGUCUACUGCAAUUUUCUCAAUAUUUUUGAUCUGCAUAUUAAAUUCACCAAAAAAUCAGAUCAGUUUCAGUUCCUUUUGCAGAUGGUUCCAGGUUAAUAGUGCAGAGUAAGAGAAGGCUGUCUUCUCUAAUUCUGUACUGCAGGAACACAGAGUAACGAUAUGCUGGGAUAUCAUCACCAGUAGUUUAGAAUAUGAUUUUCCAAAAUAUCUCUUAAAAUGUUGUAUGCUCAGAGCAUUUUCUAACCCUCUCUCUCGCUUUAGUACUGUGAUCUCAGUCCUGUGUACUUCGCUUUCUAAUUUACAGUCACAACAAUUUAAAAAGUUGAUUCUCUCAAAAAACUUCAUAUUGCAAUUCAUUUUGCAAAUGUUUUAUACCACGUUCUCCCAGUGGUUGGUAGACAGAUGUAUUAAUGAAUAUUCUCAUAUAAUGUAGCAUUCUUAAAGCCUUAGUUUUUUUUAAACAAACACCAACAAUCAGCUUUGAAUUUACAAAAUGUAUUUAUUUUUGAGGUUGGAAUAAACUGGUCUCUUAAGGUUCCUCUUAUGCUGGUCUCAUUAAGCCAAAUAAACUUAAUACAUUCUAAACAUAGA
Molecule: messenger RNA, 4672 nt
Organism: Girardinichthys multiradiatus
Lineage: Eukaryota; Metazoa; Chordata; Actinopteri; Cyprinodontiformes; Goodeidae
Product: tyrosinase-like
Exons: 5
Coding region: 56-1678 (540 amino acids)
Biological process (GO): melanin biosynthetic process; pigmentation
Molecular function (GO): tyrosinase activity
Source: RefSeq, a predicted model, not a curated record